AUGGUGCUGGCCAAUACAGGUCAAAGCCGUGGUGACACAAUCAUGACUCCACCUGAAGGUAGUGUUGCCUCCGAAAAUUCUCACCAAGCAUCCAUGUCGAUGCCAUGUGAUACUUGUCCUGGUGUGCCUGAGGCAGAAGAAAGCAAUUCGCAGCUGCCAGCAAGUCAUGCAGAAGCAUCAACCAGCACACCGCGAGAUCUCGACGGACCGCACCAACCACUGUCAUUGACAGAAUCACUUUCCGAAGAAUUUGACAUUAUCGAAAAGGCCACAAGGUUAAGUGCUUCUGGCGGCACUUGUGACGCUGGUGAGAGUGAACGUCGAAAGUAA
Molecule: messenger RNA, 330 nt
Organism: Seminavis robusta
Lineage: Eukaryota; Bacillariophyta; Bacillariophyceae; Naviculales; Naviculaceae
Source: the annotation of a GenBank genome assembly